Messenger RNA from Anarrhichthys ocellatus (wolf-eel), 861 nucleotides. It is a transcript of the gene sft2d2a, whose product is annotated as SFT2 domain containing 2a. Gene Ontology annotation, cellular component: membrane. The record is from RefSeq and is a predicted model, not a curated record. Gene Ontology annotation, biological process: vesicle-mediated transport. Bases 103 to 588 code for a protein of 161 amino acids. Lineage: Eukaryota; Metazoa; Chordata; Actinopteri; Perciformes; Anarhichadidae. The transcript has 8 exons.
CUUGUUGUCCAUCCGCACAGAUCUGAAGAGGAACCGGCAACUUAUUCCCCCUCGCGCUCCAGGAAACAGCAGCAGCACCAUCAGCCUGAAGGAUCUUCAGUCAUGGACAAACUACAGUCGGUGUUAAACGGCGAAGAGGCGCGCAAAGACAACAAAACCGUGUUACAGACUGUGAACGAAGCCUCGACCUUAGGAUGGGGGACACGUUUGAAGGGGUUCGUCGCCUGUUUCGUGGUGGGGGGCGUGUGCACAGUGUUGGGAGUGUGUCUGCUCUUCCUCCCCAGGAUCGGGAUCAUUCUCUUCAUUGUCUUUUACACUUUGGGAAACCUAUGUACUCUGGGCAGCACCAUGUUUCUGAUGGGGCCAAUGAAGCAAGUGAAAAGGAUGUGUGACAAAACAAGAGCCCUGGCCACCGCGCUUAUGAUUACUUGCCUCGUGUUGACUCUCUGCGCCGUCUUCUGGUGGAAGAACUUUGGACUUGCUUUGUUAUUUGUCAUCUUGCAAGUCCUGUCGUUCGCCUGGUACAGUCUGUCGUACAUCCCGUUUGUGAGGGAUGCGAUAAUAAAGUUGGUGGCGGUGUGUGUUUGAGGCCCGUCGAUGUUCGGAGGGUUUCCUGCUGGAUGAAGAGGCCUCCUCCUCCUCCUCCUCCUUCAGAGAGUCUGAGACUCUUCCUGUUUUAUCUCCAAAGACCUUUCUUUUAUUUUGUUUAUGCUUCAUGCAUUGUGCUGAAUGAUAGUUUGGUGUUUAUUGAUUACUUAUACCAGUUUUAAUGAGCGGGAGGGGGCUUGGUUUGUAAUAUGUGUAAAUAUUUGUAAUAACUGUAUGUAUUAAUGUUUAUUUUGUAAAUAAAACAGCCUCAUU